GAACCGAGAUACGAUUCCCGAUCCCGAUCCAUACGAUCCUUUGAUCGCCACCCAGUUUUUGCACACAAACGGGGCCUUCCUUUAAAUACCAUCUCCCCACUUCCCGAGAUAACUUUCCCGCCUCCUUUCUUUUCCCCCCAUCACCGCUGGCAUGUCCCUUCGCCAUCUGCCCCCUCGUCAGUCUGACAGGGAUAUCCGCAUGCAUGACCCUCCUCCUCCUCCCCCCCCUCAACAACAACAACAACAUAUCCCCCAACCACCCUCAGCAACCCCCAUAGUCUCUCCCACCACAGUCUCAGUACCCACCAAUGCACCCAACGGCGCCAUUCCCCCGCCUCCCCCCAUGAUUCAGAAACUCAACGCCGCCAACGAACAGACCUGGCUCCUGAUAGGAAGAGUCGCGGAACAGAUGGGUGACUUGGAACACGCAUUGUCUGCAUAUGAGAAUGCCCUGCGGCACAAUUCAAUGUCCCUGUCUGGACUUACGCAAGUCGCAGGUAUAGCUCGGAUCAAAGAAAAUUAUCCAAAGGCAAUCGAAUUCUUCCAGCGUGUCCUCAGUAUACAGGAAGAAAACGGCGAAGUUUGGAGUGCACUUGGUCAUUGUUACCUAAUGCAGGAUGACUUGCAGAAAGCGUACUCUGCCUACCAGCAAGCACUCUACCUCCUCCCCAACCCUCGUGAGGAUCCCAAGCUUUGGUAUGGGAUCGGUAUCUUAUAUGACCGUUAUGGCUCUCUCGAUCACGCAGAGGAAGCCUUUUCGUCAGUUUUGAGAAUGGACAAGGAUUUCGACAAGGCCAACGAAAUUCUCUUCCGUCUUGGUAUCAUCUACAAACAACAAGGCAAAUACGAAGAGUCACUCCAAUGUUUUGAUCGUAUACUACGCAACCCACCCAGUCCACUCGCCCACGCCGACAUCUGGUUCCAAAUCGGACAUGUGUAUGAACAGCAGAAAGAUCACAACCAAGCCAAACAUGCGUACGAACGCGUCGUCGCCGAGAACCCGGCACAUGCCAAAGUCUUACAGCAGCUCGGAUGGCUGUAUCAUCAAGAUGGCUCGUCAUUCCAGAAUCAAGAUUUAGCUAUCCAGUACCUUACCAAGAGUCUCGAAGCCGACUCCUCCGAUGCCCAAUCCUGGUAUUUACUCGGACGCGCUUACAUGGCAGGUCAGAAAUAUAGUAAAGCCUACGAAGCCUACCAACAAGCUGUCUACCGAGACGGUCGGAAUCCAACCUUCUGGUGUUCCAUCGGCGUUCUUUACUUCCAAAUUAACCAAUUCCGGGAUGCUCUUGACGCCUACUCGAGAGCGAUCAGAAUCAAUCCAUACAUAUCUGAGGUGUGGUUUGACUUGGGAUCGCUGUAUGAAAGCUGUAACAACCAAAUAUCGGAUGCGAUUGAUGCGUAUGCAAGGGCGUCAGAGCUGGAUCCGGGUAACACGGUGAUUAGUGGGAGAUUACAGCUGUUGAAACAGGCUCAGGCCACGGGCGGACAAGUACCUGCAGCGCCGGGACCGCAAGAUGUCCAUCCAACAGCUUAUGCUAGCUCGCUUGUUCCUCCUGGAUUGGCUGGGCCACCGUUACUGUUGCAGCCCCCCGGACAGAAAGGCUUGCAUGGUCCAGGGCCAGUGUUCCGAGCGGAUUCGAGAGGACCUCCGGGAGCGGGUGGUAGUGGCAUUGCUGGUGGGAGUGCAUCGGCUAACGAGAUUUCGUUACCGCCGCCUUCGUCGUCGGCAGGUGUGGGACAGGCACAGGUGAAUGGACAUGGAGGACAUGGCCAUACGAGGUCUCCACCCGGGCCGUUUAGAGGUGGACCACCUCCACCGGUUAUCAUCGAUGAAGGGAGACAUGUGCAGACGCUCGCGCCUAUGGAUGUUGAUAGACCUUCUUUGAGCGGGAGACAUGGGCAUAGUCAUAGUCGGGAUUUCGACCCGAGGGAUGUCAGAGAUGCUCGUGAUCCGAGGGAGGUUCGGGAGGGAGGGUUACCUCAGAGAAGUUUGUUGUUGCACACCCAUUCACCGGAUGACAGAGAGCCACCACCACCAUCAUCCGCUGUCAGGAUGCAUACCGAUCCAUUCUUCCCGAGGAGACGACCCUCUUCUCGAUCAGUUUCUCCGCCUUCUCAACAAGGGCUACCGCCACCACCUCCGCCACCUCAUCAUGCCCCAGGGCAUCAUCACGCGCAUAGUCAUUCACUUCCACCUGCUCAUCAUUCGAGAGGAAGGUCGCCACCGUUGCCACCGGGUCCUCCCCCUCCAGGGUCGUUCCAGAGUCAAGUUGGGAGAGGAGCGACGCAUCCGUCACCUUUGAUGGGUCGAUCGCCUAGUUUGAAUGGACGGUCUGCUUCCACUGCGUAUGCCGAACCACCGCCACCGCCACCUCCAGGUGCUUCUAGGAUUCCACCUACUCCGGACGAUGGGGGUCUUUGGCGACCACAUACAUCUCAAUCUCUUCAUUCUCCUCGAGAACGCGAACGAGUUUGGGAGAGGGAGGAACGGCCGAGGGAGAGGGAGAGAGGUAUGUCGUUGUCUAGGCCCAACGGAGAUUAUGCCAUUGGACCUGGAUGGUCUCCUGCCAGUCAUCGGGAGGACCCCUUACCUUCGCCUCGAAGGGAGAGAGAGAGGCUUUGGGAUAAUCCACCACCACCACCGCCUCCGGUCGCUCACAAACGGAAUUCGAGUCCUGAUGUGCAAAGGAGUAGGUAUGACCCGACGAGACACGAUACGAAUGCAGGUGUUCCGCAUCAUCUUUUGAGGGGAGAUUUUGAGAUGGAGAGGAAGGAGAGAGAAAGAGAACACAGGGAGAGGGAGAGGGAGAGAGAGUACCGAAUGAGUAUGGCUGCACCUAUUCCCCCCCCACCUGGGCAUCAUGGCUCGCCGCAUCCACAACACCCACAUUCGUCUCCUCAACAUGUUCAUCCGCACCCUUCGUCGCAUAUGACGACACCGGGUGGGUUUAACCGAGGUUCUGAGAGCCCUCAUCCUGCGUCUGAAAAUGGAGCGGGAGCGUCGGUUCCUGGUCCUUCAAGACGUCGGCGGAACCACCCGAAUGCUGGACCCCCGCCGCCGCCGCCACCACCACCAACUGCAACUGAAACGCCUGUAUCAGAGAAGAAGGAACGCAAGAAACGGAAUGGUGGAAAUAACAAGCGUGUAAGGGACGAAGACGCCGAUUCUGUGUCCGGUAGUACGCCCGCGCCAUCUUCUCGUCGCAAAGCCUCUUCGCCCACUGCAUCUGGUGGAUCUGGGUCAGGAUCGUCUAGGCCUUCACCGACAUUGGGAUCUGUGAGGGGAAGUACACCCACUACAUUGAGGCCUCCGAACCGACAUGUGGAUGAUGAUUAUGAUGAAGGUGUGGCUGAUACGUUGAUGUCGCUUGCUGCUGGGAACCAGAAUAACCAAAGUAAUCAGAACAAUAAUGGUGGGGGCGGUGGGAACGGGAAUGGAUCGCCUCCGAGGUUGCCUCACCGGGAUUCUGUCUCUUCGACGCGAUCGCAUACUGGUGGCGGUGGUGGUGCAAUGUCGCCUGAUGCUCCAGCAGUUUCUUUACCGAUGCCUAUGUCUAUGUCUAUGAAACGACCGUUGUCGCCUGAACUUGGUGGUGGGAAUACACCGGGUUCGGAUGCGAAGAGGAGUAGGAUUGAUACGGGUCAGAAGAGGAGGGGAGGGUCUUCGCCUUCGCCGUCUUCUGGAUCUGGAGGGAGACGAUCACCACCUGGUGCGACGACGAAAGGACAGAGUAAGAGUAUGAGGCCUAGUCCGAUACCAUUCAGUCAGCAGCCUAGCUCGAGUUCACAUUCGAGGUCGCCGGAUUACGUUCGGGAGGGAGGAGGAGGAUCAGCGAGAAGUCCAACUGGGCCUUCGUUGAAGGUGUUGCCGCCUCAUCCGAGACCUGUUGGGAUGAGUGCGCCUUCGUCUGCGUCUGCGUCUGCGCCAAGCAGUGCUACAUCUGGGGAAGGUGAUUUGGAGAGGGAAAGAGAGGGAGGUGGGAGGAGAGGACCGUAUGCGCUUCCGCCGAUUGCUACGUUGCCUGAUGAUCCUGAUGACAGGGAUAGGGAUGGGAUGCAGGUUGAUUCGAGGGUGUCUGUUAGUCCACCGAGGGCUAAGGUUGCGCAUUCGGAGAGGGCAAGUCCAAAGGAGAAGGGGGGCAAGGAGUGAUUUGGUUGUGUGGUUUUUUGUUUUCUUGCUACGUCUUGAUCCUCUUCCUCUCUCGCCUUUUAGAUCACAUUUACUAUCAUCAUGAUGUUUUUUCGUCUGCAUCAGUCGGCGCUUCGUUCGCCCAGUUAAUGCACUGUACAGUAUAUGCAAACCCAGUUUUUCAUUUACGCUUUAUGACCUCUUGAUUGACUUUUUGAUCAUGCAUAGACAAUGUUAUCUCUUAGUUGUCAUGACUGUUUGUUCACAAAUCCACUGAUACCAGAGCUCGAAAGAUUGAAAGUGUAACAUGAACUGUGUAUUUUCUCGUUUCUAAUGGAAGUCUUGUUUCAACGGAA
Marasmius oreades (fairy-ring Marasmius) is the source of this 4485-nucleotide messenger RNA. RefSeq lists its product as uncharacterized. The record is from RefSeq and is a predicted model, not a curated record. Gene Ontology annotation, biological process: regulation of gene expression. The coding region runs from base 152 to 4150 and encodes 1332 amino acids. Gene Ontology annotation, molecular function: chromatin DNA binding; RNA polymerase II cis-regulatory region sequence-specific DNA binding; protein binding. The transcript is spliced from 7 exons. NCBI's taxonomy places the organism in Eukaryota, Fungi, Basidiomycota, Agaricomycetes, Agaricales, Marasmiaceae.